Molecule: messenger RNA, 1447 nt
Organism: Fulmarus glacialis (Northern fulmar)
Lineage: Eukaryota; Metazoa; Chordata; Aves; Procellariiformes; Procellariidae
Gene: WDR49
Product: WD repeat domain 49
Molecular function (GO): protein binding
Source: RefSeq, a predicted model, not a curated record
AUGGGUUAUUGUUAUAUAUUAUUAUAUAAUGAUGAUAACAAUCCAGAUAUUUUGGGAUCUUUAAGAACUGGUGGCACGGAUACAACUCCGAAUAAAGCUGUUUUGGCUCCUUGUGCUGGUGUGGAGAGAGAGAGAGUCUCAUUUACAACUUUGUGUUUCAGAAUUGCCCAAGGAGUUUAUGCUCUUGCUUUCCACUCUCAACUCUUUUUUUUAGCGAAUUAUCGCAUCAGUGAAAUGCUGGCUGUGAUUUCAAAAGACAAAUCAGCUUGCAAAGAGAGAAGUUUGGAAAAUAAGUUUAGUGAAAUUUCAGAGCAAGAGGCUUUAGACAUAAUGGCUUUGCUUCCUCUCAUCCGCCUGAUUAUAAAACAAAUAAGUUUCAGUGCAGACACAUCAAAUGAGAAAGGCACAGACUGUGGAAAAGAAAAUGAGCGUGAUUCAUUAGCUGAGACAGUGUUGAGGAUCUGGGGCAUUCAGCAUCAGCUGCGCAUCCAGAAGAUUGCUGGCUUGUUCCCAGAUCUGAAAUCCCAUUCUUCUCUCUAUUUUAAUGAAGCUCAGAGAUGCCCUUUUAUCUCAUUUAAUAAUGAACCGAUGAUAUUGGAAAUGGAGCAGGAAACUAGGAGAAGGGUCAGAGGCAGCGGGAAAGCUGUUAGUUGUGUCCUGUGCAAUUCAGUCUUGAAGCAGGUAAUUAGCUCAAACACAGGAUCUACUGUUAUCUUCUCGCUGACUGACAGUGGGCAGAAAAUCAAACCGUUUACUGGUUGUCAUGGGGAUGCUGUGUUUAGCACUGUGGCACUGGAUGCGAGUGAGACAAGGCUUUUAACCGGGAGCACAAGUGGAACCAUAAAGGUUUGGAAAGUUUGAUUUCACUGUCAUCAUAAACUUAGUGUUGGAAAGAACAGAGCAGUUGACAUCUCCCAGAUCCUGAUACUGAAGAGGAUGAUAACGGUUACAUGUUGGGACAGCCCGCUGCUGAUGCCGGUAUCCUGGGUAAGCUGGUGUAGAGUUAUUGCCAACGCUGCUGGGGAGCUGGUUGUUGCAGCCCUGGGGCUCCCUGGAAAAGGAGGAGCGUGGAAGAAGCCGUGUUUCCUGCGGAAGCUUUGCAGUACCCUGGGGAGGCAGCUGAUGGCAGGGCGUGAUGCUCCUGCUGGAGUUGGAUCCAUGAUCAUGGCUUCUGAUACAGUGAGUCAGCAUCUCCUAACAGGUGUGCUUAAGUCAUUGAAUAUUGGAGCCCUUAAAGAGAUUGAUGGCACGAAUGAGCCUGACUUUGUUCUUCUGCCUGAGAAAUACUUUAGGGAAAAGACAGAGGAGUGGAGCUCUGAAAAUCUGAGUCUUCCUAGCCUUUGGAAAUCCUUGAAAGUUGUAUUUGAUGAGAAGAGCCCAUUCCCACAAGAAAUUCAUGAUCAUGAACAAAAAGCAAGGCAACUCUGUGAGCGAGUGUGCAGUGAAG